CUUCGGUAUAAGAGUCAAUUCAUACGCCAUGGAAGGCUCCAUCAUUUGACGUAUGAGUUGACAUUAGAUUUCUAGAAGAGAGUACAAACACAACGUGUACAUACGUGUUUUGUGAAAAGAUUACAUUCUCAUAAUGAGUACAGUAGAAAAUUCUGUAAUAAAGAUCAAUAAAUGGGACGGUUCAGCCGUGAAGAAUGCUUUGGACGACGCAGUCAAGGAUGUACUUACAAAGAAAUAUAAUUAUAUAGAAAAUUUUGCUCUUCUUGAUGGAAGACUUGCACUCUGUGGGAUUGCAGUUACAAUAGCUAUCAUAGCAUUGUUGUGCGAUUAUCUGUAUCCAUUCCCUGCUUCUAAACCUGUUUUAGUAGCCUGCGUUUCUCUGUAUUUUAUCCUGAUGGGACUCUUGACGUUAUAUACAACGUACAAAGAGAAAGGCAUAUUUGUGGUUGCAAUCCAAAGAGAUCCAGCAGGGUUCAACCCUGAUUUAGUCUGGGAGGCAAGUUCCUAUUUGAAAAAAUAUGAUGACAGGUACAACUUGGUAUUGUCGGUUAGGAGCGUUUCAUCAGGCAACAUUAAUGAGACAACAGUAACUAAAUCUAUUGCAAAUUUUAUCGAUGUUAAUGGUGUGGUGAUUCCAGAAUUGAUAGAAACCGUUGUGACGAGUCUGCAUGAUAGUCUGACAUCACAACGCAAGGAAAAGUAGCAGUAUUUUGAUACUUGAACAAUGAAGUUACUUUCUGUUCUAAAUGAGAAUAAAUUCAAUAUUAUUGCAAUUUUUCAUCUGUCAUUUAAAAUAGGCAAUCCAUAUUUUUACGUUUCCAAUCUGGUGUAAUAAUAUAAAUAACGCAUAAUGAAAGUAAAAUAUUUAUUCCUCUGUGUGUGUGAUGUGGGUGUUACAAUUAUUAUAUUCAACAUUUGAUGAAGAGGAAACAAACAUUAAAAAUAUUCAUUUUCUAGACAAAUAA
Molecule: messenger RNA, 965 nt
Organism: Formica exsecta
Lineage: Eukaryota; Metazoa; Arthropoda; Insecta; Hymenoptera; Formicidae
Gene: Spase25
Product: probable signal peptidase complex subunit 2
Exons: 3
Coding region: 134-703 (189 amino acids)
Biological process (GO): protein targeting to ER
Cellular component (GO): signal peptidase complex; membrane
Source: RefSeq, a predicted model, not a curated record